CAUAUACUACAAUCAUUCCUCUGCAUAUAUAAUCUUAAUUCUUCCUAUAUCAAGAAAAUGAGUAUCACAAAGUUUGAUUUUGCUUUUUUCAUGAAUUCCAUGGUCAUAAGUCUAGCUUUGUUAAUCCAUUUUUCUCAAGCCCAAAACACUCCACAAGAUUAUCUCGCAGCUCAUAAUGCAGCUAGGGGGAAUGUAAGUGUUGGUAUGGUGACUUGGGACAACAAUCUUGCAACUUAUGCUAUGAACUAUGCAAAGCAAAGAGCUGGAGAUUGUAAAUUAAUCCAUUCAGAAGGACCCUAUGGUGAAAACAUUGCCUGGGGUAGUACUUCCACCUUCACGGCAGUUGAGCUGGUAAAGCUUUGGAUUGCAGAGAAAUCCUACUACAACUAUGGAGCUAAUACGUGUAGCAUAGGAAAGGUUUGCGGGCAUUACACCCAGAUAGUUUGGAGAGAAUCCAUUCGUGUGGGUUGUGCUAGAAUAGUGUGUAAUAAUGGGGGUACGUUUGUUGUUUGCGAAUAUGAUCCUCCAGGUAAUUGGGACGGUGAAUACCCUUACUAAUGAAGCUACCCAACAGAUCUCUUGAAGAUCAUCGUUUGUUCUAAUUGAUGAUCCCUAAUUCACUAGGUUCCAUUUUUUAACUCA
This is a messenger RNA of Papaver somniferum (opium poppy), 642 nucleotides long. RefSeq names its product pathogenesis-related protein 1C-like. NCBI's taxonomy places the organism in Eukaryota, Viridiplantae, Streptophyta, Magnoliopsida, Ranunculales, Papaveraceae. The transcript has a single exon. Bases 58 to 558 code for a protein of 166 amino acids. Gene Ontology annotation, cellular component: extracellular region. The record is from RefSeq and is a predicted model, not a curated record.